AUGUUAGAGAAAUUAUUUCAGUAUAUACCACGUAAGAGUUAUAAUAAUUUCGGCAACGUUGUCGUACUUUUGUUCUUUCUAUGUGGCGUCUUUAUUAUUCCUAUUGCAAAUGACUUUGAUGCAAAGACAAACAUUCGUUGUAGUCCGAUACCUAAAGAGAUCUCUUCAAGUCAGAAUUUUGUCCAUAUCACAUGUUUCUCAAAAUACGAAGAGGAAUAUCACUGGAAGAUACCUUUUGGAGUGCUUGUUGCUUUCAAUUUUGCCAUAGUCUUGACCUUUUUUAUUCUCUAUGCGUCUUGGGCCAAAUCUCGAGUGGCUAGAUGGGAUAUUGUACCAAACAAAGAAGAUAGAAACGAAGGAAUGGCGGAAACUAAGAAUGGCAUCUUGUUGUUUCAUAUUUAUAUUUUGCAUUUGCUUUUCACGCGUUUCUUUCUCUUGUUACUCUUCGCUUUUGCUAUUUUCUAUUCUAUAAACUUUCCUUCGAACUUUUCUUGCCCUUGGCGUUCCCCUCUCAAUACAAUUCCUUGUGUUAAUAAUAUGGCAACAAAAAAGAUAACCUUAGCGAAAGCAGUUGCUUUGAUUGAUGUGAUUUUUGCGUCACUUGCUCUAGCUGAAGUGAUUUUUAUCUUUCGUUGGAAACGAAGUGAUGACGAAUUUUGUCUUGUUGAAGAUAUGGAAUUUUGUUCUGUUUAUAUUUUACAACGAAGAGAGAAUAUUGGAAGCAUCAUCAGAAAUAUACGUAAUUCCCCAACUGUGAACACAAAUUUCUUUGUAAAACUUAUCAUUCACGUAAACAGAAAUAAGGAAAGACAUGAAAUGUACGAUGUUCAUCUGGAUAAACUACAAGAACAAAUUGAGAAUAUCGAAGACAUUUUUAAACCAACAAACAACCAGAAUAACGCACCUCGACUAAUUCUGAUUGUAGGAAGACCUGGCAUUGGAAAAACUGAACUCACAAAACGGAUUCAACAAGAAUGGAAGAAGAAGAAGGUGACGUUCUGGAAAGGUAAACUAGUCAUACGUCUUGCAUUUCGUAAGUUUAAUCAUGAAAACAACAAGAGACACAAUCUUUUAACUCUUUUUGCUCAUGGUGAUGGAGUUACACCUACGGCAAGAGGACAAAUAUUUCAAGAUUUGUAUGAGUUUAUAAACUUGAAUCAAGAAAAAGUUAUUGUUGUUUUUGACGGUUUGGAUGAAUUGGAUGUGGACCUGGAAAAAUGCUGGCAAGAAAAGGAGAUCACCCAAAAUGAUCCCAAACUAACCAUGUCAAUAUUUUCCCUUUAUGUCAAGUUAAUACGAGGCAAUUUCCUACCCAAUGUCACCAUCGUAACAACCACUCGACGAACGGAGGAUGAACUAUACCAACAAUUAAAUAAUUUCGACAAGAAGCUGGAAAUUUUGGGUUUUACUGAGUCAGAAAUUAAGGAGUUUGUGGUUAAAUUUUCUGAAAAUAACGAUGAACUAAACACAAAAGUAUGGGAUAUAAUAAAGCAGUCCGCAGAAUUAUUAAGCAUUUGUUAUAUCCCAGUAAGCUGCAAAAUAGUUUGCUCAACCUUGAAAGAAAGUUUUGUCUCCCAAGCACAAGGAACUCACUGACUGUCACGGAGAUAUAUAGAAGAUAUGUCACUAUCGCACUACAUGAACAUCACGAAUUGUUCAAGACAAAACAAAAGAAGAAAGGCUACAUGUUUGAAGCAAAGUUACCGAGCAACGUCAUUCAGCUUGCAGAUAUUGCCAAGGCUGAACUUGAUCAGAGAAAAUUGGAAUUUGAACUUCGAGAAGAUCGAGUCCAUCUCGAAAAUUGUGGUUUGUUAGUGAAGAUAGAUGAUGAAUUCCGCAAUCGCUACUCAUUUCUACACCUUACGAUACAAGAAUAUCUUGCUGCAUUGCAUAUCUUCUUUCGUUCUCGAAACAAUAUUAACUGCAUAUCUGAGUUCUUGAAGACAAAAGUCAAUGAACCACGAUGGCAUCUAGUUAUACAAUUCCUCGCCGGAUUGAUUGGGCAUGAAAUAAAGAAAUGCCGGAAUAAUGACCUAAUUACUGAAAAGAGAGCGUUAUAA
This is a messenger RNA of Paramuricea clavata, 2060 nucleotides long. The record is from the annotation of a GenBank genome assembly. NCBI's taxonomy places the organism in Eukaryota, Metazoa, Cnidaria, Anthozoa, Malacalcyonacea, Plexauridae.